This is a messenger RNA of Anopheles darlingi, 3725 nucleotides long. RefSeq lists its product as uncharacterized. The record is from RefSeq and is a predicted model, not a curated record. Lineage: Eukaryota; Metazoa; Arthropoda; Insecta; Diptera; Culicidae. The coding region runs from base 1288 to 3408 and encodes 706 amino acids. The transcript is spliced from 6 exons.
GGUGCACUUACGAUUGUGCGAUCGUCGAUCUAUCUUUCCGAGAAAUUCACGAACAAAAUCUUUUUCGUCGUGGCGCGCGCAGGUUCCUCAUCCAAGGGGCCAAAGUAAGUGAUAAGCGGGAAAUUGCAUCUACAAGAGGGCUUUAUCUGUGCAAGGAAAAGCGUUCCAAGGAGCUUUGGUCAACCUUCUCCAAGUGUCGAUUAAAUGCUAGUGUUUGCAGUCGUUUAUAUGAAUACGUGUUCGUGAUUCACGCAAGUGCAAUCAACGAUCGUUUGACCGGUGCGCCUCACAAAGUCGACUACUUGUUGUUUAGUGUUCCAACGGGGAUUGUGGACCGCCAAAUAAUCGUCUGGCACCGAUAUCGGUUAUCAAAAAGUUACCAAAAUGACCCUGCGCCGAAGAAAUCCAUUUCCCGGAUACCCAACCCAGACCUAAAAGAAAAGUCUGGGCAGCACAUGAAACACAUAUUUGGUGGCGCUAAAAAUAGAAAAUUACACUUUGCACAUUCAUUUUCCCCGAAGUAAGAAGCGGAUAAGAAUUUUCCUUUCGUCUGCCAUUUGACUACUACUACUUUGGUCACUGGUGAUCUCGCGUGUGUGGUGUUAAUGAAGAACACAUUAAUAAACCUUUGUCACGUCAGAAUAGUGGAAAUAUAGAAAGCUGAUAAGUGAUCGAGGCAACAACCGAUCGUUUUUCUCCGUGAAUCAUUGUUAGCGAAUGUCUCAUCAUGCUGGUGAGAGGCUGGCGUUUUUUAUAAACAGAACUGCCUCUAACCGCUUCUUGGUGCAUGGUACGUUAACACAGUUACUGCACAAACCAUCCAAGUGAAUCGAUGGCCAUAAUCUUUGGGAGCCCGAGACUUUUCAACACUAGAAGAAAAAAAAAACAAACAACCGUUACUGUUUCUCAUGAAAGUAUAGUUCAUUGGAUGCGUGGGGAUUGUACCGCCUAGUGCUACAAAGAGAAAUCUUCAACACGAUCACUCCACGAUCGUGGCUUGGUGCUAGCAAAACUGCAUUGCCUAACACAACACAAGGCCACGAUUCAGCAGCUAGAGUCAAAUUAUCCCUGUGCAAAGUGAACAGACACGAGAGACGAAGCGCCUAGAGAAGCCGAAGCAGAAGGAAAAGAAGUGCCAUUUCAUGGCUUUCGGAAGUGUCGACACAUGACAUCAUCCACCGCGGAGGGUGGCCAAACAAUUUGAAAGAACAUCCCACAACAGCGUGCGCGUAAAAAGUGUUAGUGCAGUUCGUCUUCCGUCCCACCCGCAAUUUUGGACUGACCAAAAUGACCGAUUUGUCCUACCGUCACGGCAAUGGUGCGUCGACUAGCAGCAUCUACGACUACCCGGAGCAUCUGAAUCCGUUCUAUGAGGAUGAGAAUCACAAGCGGUUGCGCUUCUGGAACCACAAGCCGGCCUCGAACCGAUCGCAGCGCCGGGGUAGCUUCUCGAGCUUACGCGACGGCAUCCGCGAGUUCUGGCAGUACUCAUCAACACACUUCAGGAAGAAGCGUUCAUCAACGCUCGGAGUCAACAAAACGUCGGAAAGUCCGCCACCCUUGCGAAGGGAAGUGUACGAGGACGAUACCUAUGCUACCGUCGGAGGAGGCAACGGUCACUACCGGAACACAGUCAACGUUACCGGCUAUGAAACACCGGCGCGCCAAACCCAAUCCUACUCAAACACACCGUUAUUUGUACGGCAUUCGCGCUACCGAAGCACGAUGCAAAGUCCCACCAAGGAUAACGAAGAAAUAGGAUUUACACGCAACGACCGCUACCGUAGCACGAUCCAGAAUGGGUUCUCAACGUAUAGUACGGGCAUGGUAACGUCUACGCCACGCAAGAAGCAAGCUCCGGCGUUGCCGUACGGUACCACACCGCGAGUUCCGCAGCAACAUGAUAACACGAAUCCAUUCGAUGAACCGAUGGACCAAGACGGAGAUACGCUGUCCACGUUCAGUCUGGACGAUGGUGAUACUAGCACCUUAAGAUCACGCAAAAGUGGAACUAAAAUGCGGACAAAGCGUAGAGCACCUCCACCUCCACCUGUCUCCAUUACCCAAACCUCCACCUCGCAAGCAAUCGAUGCUUCAACGGCGAACGAUGACCAGAAUGAGGAUUUGAGAAAUCUUGCGGCAGAAAUUGAGAGCUUCGUACGAGUAUCAUCCACUACUGGUGAUGAUAGACCGCAGGCCCAGAAUACUGAAACCAAUGCCGAUGUCGCCCAGUCGUGCGAUGUCAAUAAUAAUGCAGAGAGCACAGAGAUUCCUACUACCGUAUCUGCGAUAGAACGCGAAAUCGUACAAGAAGUGCGAGCUGUUGAUAAUGUUCCUAAAGAAACGAUCACCGUACAACCCACAGCAGACACCGCGGAGAAAAUCGUGCUAACAAACAAAAGUGAAGAUGUGCCAUCAGAAGGCUCGUCCACCAAGGUGACAGAGGCACACACAGUCACUAUUGACCAAAUUGUUACCGUGGAGAAUGGUCAAUCGACACCUCCGCUUCCAGCAAGUCCUGUACCGAUACCGCGCAAAAAGCAGGACAAAAGUGAACCACCAGUGGUAUCACCACCAAGCGAACCACCAGAUACUGUACCGAGUGAGAUCGAUUUCGACCAGCUGGCCCUUCCGGUAACACCCGUUCCGACACGUCGAAUGAACCGCGAACGGUACAUGGCACAGCAGGUAACGACGGUUGAGAAACCCGCCCCUAAGUUACCCAUUCCUAAGUCACCACCGGCAACCACGGCUGCAAGGGAUGAAGAUGACGACGGUCCAACAACGACAAUCAUCGUGGAAAACGUGCAAUACAAACUGAAAGUAGCCCCGAUUCCUACCGAGAUUAACACAAAGAUUGAGUCAGCACGCAUGAAAAUAAGCGAAUCGACCAGUAACAUAGCUACUGUGGCCACGGCAACCACCGAUCAGGAAACGGCCGAGAGGCGCCGUUCGGUACGGGACAUUAUCGAGUCGAUUAACAAGAGUCAGAGUAUGCUCAAGUUUAACCAUGAUCAGUCAACCAACAGCCUGCAAUCGACCCAGUCGACCGAUAGCGUGACACGCAACAUCCGGGAACUGAAUGAGCGUGAGAAGGAAAUACAGAACCUGCUGCAGGAUAUCAAUUCAUGCUAUGGUGCUACUUCAGAGGAUACACCUAAAGGUGAUAGUUUGGUAGUUGCGCCGGUAUCGGCUCCACUGUCCACGGGUCGUGGAUCAUAUUACGAUAAUUUGGCAGACGACAACUUGUGUGCGAACCUGGAUGACCGGAACCAGGCCGUGGGAGGUAGGGUUAAGAAAAGUCCAACCAAAACGCUGAUACUCAGCGAAGCAACCGAUGAACAGCAGUAUCUGGAUUGCAUGGACUGGAAUCCGGUGCCGAAACCGCGACGUUCUAAUGUGCCUUAGGUGCGCUUGUACUUUCGAUUGUUACAACUACAGGUUCUUGGGUCCUACGGUGCAAUUUGGGAGGUGCAAAUGAUUAAAACAACUUCGGUGUGAUUGUGUUGUAGGGUUACGCUUAGAAUUCGACUCCCGUUCGAGAUACACUAUUUAUAGAGCCGCGCUUGAGACGACGACAACGGAGUCGUAGUUUAAUUUCAUGUUCUAACGCUCAAACAGCUUGAAGCCUGUGUGGGGGGCAUUAUGGUUCCCCAUCGCCAGUGCUAAAUCGGUAACAGAUUUUCUGGAAAAUAAAUAUCUGGGAAACCGCCACUCACACGACC